UACUGACUAGCAAAAGAAAUCGCACCAUGUCUGGAGCAUCUCUUGACGUAUGCGAUGGAAACACUGCAACGAACACUGUGGUUGGGUCUCCAGCUCAUUCUGCCCUCAGCCAAGUUCAAUCCCUUCCGCCUGUCGCGCCGCCACCUUUCCGCGAUCCUAUGGUGGCAACCAGCCAAUGGAGGGAUAGAGAAGAGGCAGAGCAGAAGAGGCAGAAGAAAAGCCUACAGGAUAUCCUCAUGCAUCCCUCGCUUUCGCGGUGAAACCGUCUCAUGGUAGAUCACAAUCUUCUGAAGUCCCCCGUAUCCAACCGGAGCAGCCCCAACUGGACCGAUCUCGUACAGAUCCUGCAGCGAUUGAUUUCUCGCCUGGCCGUCACCAUCGACCUGAAGACAUCACGCUAUCCCAGAAUAAUUCGUGAUACCCACAGAUCAGUACGGCUGUAGAACACCAGCCCUCCCAACAGCGCUCCGCACACAAGACUUCAUUUUCCAAUCCUCCAGCCGUCACUGGCCCCAGACCUCAACGUUUAUCUUCUUUCGCAUACCAUCAGAAUGAGUCGAUUAGACCUGCAACAGCAG
Messenger RNA from Suillus clintonianus, 578 nucleotides. RefSeq lists its product as uncharacterized. The record is from RefSeq and is a predicted model, not a curated record. The transcript is spliced from 2 exons. NCBI's taxonomy places the organism in Eukaryota, Fungi, Basidiomycota, Agaricomycetes, Boletales, Suillaceae. Bases 27 to 260 code for a protein of 77 amino acids.